This is a messenger RNA of Tetrahymena thermophila SB210, 576 nucleotides long. Its product is annotated as EF hand protein. NCBI's taxonomy places the organism in Eukaryota, Ciliophora, Oligohymenophorea, Hymenostomatida, Tetrahymenidae. The transcript has 6 exons. The record is from RefSeq and is a predicted model, not a curated record. Gene Ontology annotation, molecular function: calcium ion binding.
AUGAACUCAGACUUAUAAAACCUUAUUAAUAGAGUUAGAUCAGCUCUCCUCUCUAGAAAUUAAAAUACAAUUAGAGGAUUAGCUAGAGCAUUUAGAUAGCUUGACUCAUACGAUAGAAAUAACAAAGUUGAUAGAGAUGAAUUUUUCAUAGUCUUGAAAGAAAAUGGAGUUUCCUUAACUAAAUAAGAAUAAUUUGUUCUCCACUAAUGUUUUGAUAGAAAUAACGAAGGAACUGUUGACUUUGAUGAGUUUUUGUGCGUGAUAAGAGGUGAAUUAAAUGAAUAAAGAAAAGCUAUCGUAUUGAAAGCAUUCUAAAAGUUUGACCCUCAUAAUACAGGAUUCGUUGAAAUUCGUGAUUUAAGAGGUGUUUAUAACUGUGAUAAUCAUCCUAAAAUUAAAACUGGUUAAAUGACUGAAGAACAAGUGUUUGUUGAGUUCUUACAAAACUUCUGUGAUAACAGUAAAGAUGGAAAAAUUUAACUUAAGGAAUGGAUUGAUUACUAUUCAGCAGUAAGUGUUUCUAUUCAAAAUGAUGAUCACUUUGAAUAAGUAGUUAAAAUAGCUUGGGGAGUCUGA